UAUCUGAAGCAACCAAAUAGGAGUUUAGGGACCCAACACAUAUUUAUAUUAUAUUGAAUUUUCCAGAUCGCUUCAGCCAAGGCUGGAAUAAUCGAUUAUACAAUUGGCCUCACACCAGCAGAUAUGAUCAAAAGCUCCAGACUCGCUCACGUUGAUUGUGAUUGACACCAGAAAGUCCAGGAUGUUCCACAUAGAUGAGACAGAGCUGAAGGAUCUAGAGCAAGUUGUCCUUCGAGCUACACAAAGUUAUCCACUGGACAGAAAAGAAAGCUGUGGCUUAUUAUCGUGGUUAACUGUUGUUGGUCAUUGGCCAGUGAGGGUCAGUGGACGUUAAACAUUACAUGUUGAACAGAAACAACCAGACAGGCCGGUGGAACCAGGUCAUCUCUUUUCAGGGCCCUUUGUCUUUUCCUCAGAUAUAAGAUAAAAUGCUCAAAAUUUAUUGGGUGAAGUAAUGAUAAAUGAUAAAUAAAAUGAAGAAUUGGGCCUGCGUAAGAAACUAUUUCAAAGAAAAUCGAGACUUGCAAAAUGAAUGUCUCAUUACCACUGUGUGAAUAAUUAGUCAAACUAUCCAAUGAGGAAAAACUUGAAUUCAAACAACAAAAUAACUGACUGUCAUUUAGAAACGAGCUGUUUCCACGUGACUCAUUUAGCUUCACAAUCACACUUCAGCCCCUCGAAGUCUCACUCUGAAAAUAUCAGGACGUUCUCAUGCAGAAUUUCAAAGUAAAAGGGAAUUAUGCUAUUUUCACUGUUUUGGUUAUGGCAACAGAGAAGGAGAUUAUUUUUGGUGUCUUGUCAAUGGGCCAGGGCGAGAUAAGAAAAAGAAAAAAAAAUGUUAACGUUUAGAGUGUGAUGUUUUGUCAAAGUGUUUUAUAUUUCUCUGCAUUUGUGUGGCCCUCUGCCUCCCUCUAUUGGUAGUAUUUGGUUCUGACCUGCUUACACUUAGUGGUACAUAUUGAUUGCUGUGCAUUGAGUUGUAUCAUGUGCAGUGCAAUUAUUUGCUGUGCUUGCAGUUUAGUGUUCGACCCGUUGAUUGUGCAAUAUUUGAACCCGAUUGCCUUGUUGUGUGUUUUAGCGGGUUGGGGUUAGAGCCUGUACUUUUCAGAAGUUCAACCCUUGAGUUUCCUGAUUUGUGUUGUUUGUAGUUUUCAUGAAUUUGUAUUGCACAACAUUUGUUUUUUUAUUUAUUCCCCCUCCUGGUGAUUAUUCUCUUUCCUCUGAUACCAGACCAGGUUUAAAGGGCCGUGGCAGUAUUAUAAAACCUUAAAUAAACAACAACCUUAACAAACAGAAACGCUUCAAUGGUUGUAAGUGUGGCUGAGACAUUAACAAAACGAGCAUAUGUAAUUAUUGAUAAAGUCAUAACCAUAUAUCCCACAGCAAAGCAUGGAAACUCAUGGUCACAGAGUUUGAAGGAAUAUAAGUUUGAAUCCAAUAAAUGUGACGUUUUGCAUGUCUAAUAACAUUUUCAGAUUCAUUUUUCUACCUGUACAGGCAUGACGAAGAAGUUGAUUAAAACUUCAGGAGUUAAGGUGAAGCCAGAUGCAUGGAAAGUUGACGCAGCAAACAUGUGUGUUGCCGCCACACAGGGAAAAACAGCCGUGGGGCCUUCACUCAAAGUGUAGUAAAACGUCGUCAGUCAUUAGCCAGGGAGGCUCAGGGAAGGUUCAAGUUUUAGUUGAACACGGAAAAGCAGAGAGGCAGGAGGAAGCAGCUCCUUCUAGAGACCUGGUGUCUCCUUCUCUGAUGUCCUCACAUAUCUGAGUGUCUCCAGUUCCCGCUGACACAAAGUAUCUGUGUCACAGGAGCGAUGUCAGCGUUGAUCUCUUCCUCCGUGCUGAGGUCUGCUCACUCACUCAGAUCCGUGGAUGCACUCAAACGCAGCCGGACACUGAAAUCCUGCAGCACGACCUUGCUCCGAUGUGCCAGGUCGCUCCACGUGGACAGUCCUCCUCUCAAACCCUCUGUUACCAGCAGUUAUGUCCAUGGCGCCUCCUCCAUCUCUCUGCUCUCCCAGACUGUUAGCCAGAGCCUGGACGCCACGGUGGAACGCUGGCCAGACCGUGAAGCUGUGGUUUUGCUGCAGGACGGCCUCCGGAAAACUUUUGCACAGUUUCAGCAGGAUGUUGACAAGGCAGCUGCAGGCCUCCUCGCUCUGGGCCUGAAGCGAGGCGACCGACUGGGAGUCUGGGGACCCAACACAUAUGAAUGGAUCCUUUUCCAGUUCGCUACAGCCAAGGCUGGAAUCAUACUGGUGUCACUGAACCCAGCCUAUCAGGUGAAGGAAGUGGAGUUUACUCUAAAGAAGGUCCAGUGUAAGGCGGUGGUCUGCCCGACUCACUUUAAAACCCAGAAGUUCUGUGAGAUGCUGAGGGAGAUCUGCCCAGAGACUGACCUGACAUCAGCCGGUUUAAUCAAAAGCUCCAGGCUGCCAGACUUGCGAAUGGUGAUUUUGACCGACAGCAGACAGCCGGGGAUGCUCCACGUAGACGAUGUGAUUCAAGCUGGAGAGAGUCGGCACCACAGAGAGCUGACGGAGCUACAGAGCAAGCUGUCCUUCGAUGACCCCAUCAACAUCCAGUUCACCUCAGGCACCACUGGGAGUCCGAAAGGAGCUUCUCUCUCCCAUCACAAUAUUGUCAACAAUGCCUACUUCGCGGGGCUGCGAUUGGGCUACGCGUCAAGACCUGAGGUGCGGGUGUGCGUACCUGUGCCCUUGUACCACUGCUUCGGCUCGGUGCUCGGAGGCAUGAACAUGGCAGUGCACGGCGUCACGCUCGUCUUCCCUGGGUCGGCCUACAACGCCCAGGCCAACCUGAAGGCCAUUCAGAGCGAGAGGUGCAAUUUCGUCUACGGCACCCCCACAAUGUUCAUCGACUUGCUCGGCCAACCAAAUUUGCACGAGUAUGAUUUGUCCUCGGUGGAAGCUGGUUUAAUGGCGGGUUCUCCGUGCCCCCCCGAGGUUGUGAGGAGACUGAAAACGGACAUGAACAUGAACGAGAUAACGAUAGGUUAUGGAACUACUGAGAACAGCCCCAUCACGUUCCUGGGAUAUCCAGAAGACAGCGACGAGCUCAAGAUGAAUACUGUCGGAUGUAUCAUGAACCACACUGAGGCAAAAGUGGUGGAUCCCAACACAGGGGAGGUCGUCCCUCUGGGGGCGCCGGGAGAGCUGCUGAUCCGAGGCAGCUGUGUCAUGCAGGGCUACUGGGAGGACCCUGAAAAAAACAGAGAGGCUAUCACCCAAGAUCGCUGGUUCAGGACCGGUGACACAGCUAGCCUGACGAGUCUGGGAUACUGCCGAAUUGAGGGACGUAUUAAGGACAUGAUCAUCCGUGGAGGGGAGAACAUCUACCCUGCUGAGAUAGAGCAACUACUCUAUACACAUCCAAAAGUUCUGGAGGUGCAGGUGGUUGGAGUGAAAGACGAGAGGCUGGGGGAGCAGGUGUGUGCCUGCAUCAGGCUGAAGGAAGGUCAUACCUGCAGCACAGAGGAGAUUAGAGCGUUCUGCAAAGGACAGAUUUCUCACUUCAAAAUCCCACAUUAUGUGAUUUGUGUAGACAGCUACCCCCUGACUGUCUCUGGAAAGAUCAAGAAGAACAUAUUAAAGCAGGAUAUGGAGAAGAACCUGGGCCUUUAAUUUGUGGACUGAUGGACAUUGCAGGAACCUGCUGAGUCAUGCAUUUUGUACCAAGAACUGAAAUGGACCUAUAACACUGAUUUGUAUCUUGGUUUUUACCAUAUUUUUAAGUUUUAUGUUUAAAAAAAUUAAAACCUGAAA
Molecule: messenger RNA, 3784 nt
Organism: Platichthys flesus (European flounder)
Lineage: Eukaryota; Metazoa; Chordata; Actinopteri; Pleuronectiformes; Pleuronectidae
Product: medium-chain acyl-CoA ligase ACSF2, mitochondrial-like
Exons: 17
Coding region: 1814-3643 (609 amino acids)
Biological process (GO): fatty acid metabolic process
Molecular function (GO): medium-chain fatty acid-CoA ligase activity
Source: RefSeq, a predicted model, not a curated record